Molecule: messenger RNA, 327 nt
Organism: Knipowitschia caucasica
Lineage: Eukaryota; Metazoa; Chordata; Actinopteri; Gobiiformes; Gobiidae
Source: the annotation of a GenBank genome assembly
AUGGCCCUUCUCCUCUUCUGUCUGACUCUGCUGCCACCGCUCGUGUCUCCAGAGAUCCUGAUGGUGGAGCCAGACUCAGACCAGUUCUUCAGUUCUUCAACAAUCAGUCUGAAGUGUGAGGCUCAGUGGACUGUGAAGAGAAAGUCUGGGUCUAGGGUUGAGUCCUUUGGCUUGGACAAAGACUUUGGUAACUUUGACAAAACUUCUUCCACCUGCCUCCUGAAUACCCUCGUCCCCUCAGACUCUGGUGUGUACUGGUGUGAGUCUGCAGAUGGAACUAGAAGCCCAGAGCGCCUCCUGUCUGUCACAGGUAACUAUAGACUGUAG